UCAAAAGUGAUUUUGAAUGUAUCAAAAUGACAGCAAAUAGUAAAGAUUCUUUUUAUGCACCAGAAGUGAAACCCCCCGCAGAUUUUAUUCUGGUUCAAAAAAUUGAGAUAUCAGAUGCCCUAAUAUUCCAAAAUACACAGUAUCUAACGAAUUUAAAAAAGGCGGGAUUAACUGUUGAAGUUGUUGAUGGCGUCAAAUUCACCGAUUGUAUUUUUGUCAAAUUAACCGCUUCCGAUGAAUCUUUUGCACACAUAGCAAAAAUACACGGAUUGUAUCCAACGUAUCAGCACGACAGAACGAUUCCGAAAUAUUCCCAAUGGUUCAGUUUUUUUAAAACUAAGAUAUCAUUAAAACCAAAGCUUCAAGAUCCGAUGUUUCGCAGAUGCAGUAAUUCAGUUCGAGGACAAGCAACCACGACGUUUACAAGCGCUGAAAGAAUCGCGUUAAUUAGUUGCGUUUUAGAGAGGACGCGAUAUGGUAGAUUACAAAAUGAAUAUGGUUUGGGAAGCUUAUUGGCCAAUAAAAACUUCCACGAUGCUUAUCCUUUACAUGAUAGUCCACUAAAAUGGAGCGAAUCUGGACCUUUAAGCGAUAGACAAAUUUUAGCUAAAUAUUGGGCAAGUUGGUUAAAAUUUUAUCAAUACCAACCGACUCAUAUUAUUUAUAAAUAUUACGGAUCGGAAAUUGCUUUUUUUUACGCCUGGUUGCAGUUUUAUACGAUAUUGCUACUUGUUCCAACAUUUAUGGGGUUAUUCACAAUAUGUAUAUCGUAUUUUGAAUUAAAUAUUUCACGGAAAUCAGUUCUUAGAGUGUAA
Molecule: messenger RNA, 815 nt
Organism: Onthophagus taurus
Lineage: Eukaryota; Metazoa; Arthropoda; Insecta; Coleoptera; Scarabaeidae
Source: RefSeq, a predicted model, not a curated record